AAAGAGAAUCUGCGUUAUUUUUUUCUACAUAUAAUCUGCCUGAACUGACAACAUUUGGCUUUGCAUUUCUGGCUUUUCAGUAUCUUUGGAUUCCCAGGUAGCUAUGCCCAGUUCUUCCUGUUUCCAUUUCUGUUUUUCAAGGAAACAGUACUGAAAGCUACAGAAUACAUUUGCACUCUUUAAUAUCAGUUAGUUUUGGCAUAUUUUUGAGGAAUCUCUUAUCCAUCAUCUUCUAAACACAAGGCCUAAUUAUCCCAGGGAAUGGAUACCUCACCUUCAAAACAAUAUCCUGCGAAAAAACGAGUGAAAAUUCAUCCUAACACAGUGACAGUGAAAUAUAGUUCCCAUUAUCCACAGCCUGGAGAAGAGGAGUAUGAAGAAGCUAAUGAAGACAAUGAGGGUUUUUUAGAAGAUAAUCCAAAAAGAAGGCUGCUAAGCAAUGGGCAACGGAGAGGAAGGUCCUUCUUUGGAACUAUUGACAUCCCAUCUCAAGGAGGCCAAAAGCCAGAAGACAAGAAGAGUGAACAAGAACAAGGUUUUGUAGAUGGAAACAUUUUUCAGUCUAGAAAAACUUGGGCUGUACUUUUUGGAUCUGCUUUGGCUCAUGGUUGUGUAGCCCUGAUAACAAGACUUGCUUCUGAUCGUUCCAAAGUGCCAUCUCUAGAACUAAUCUUCAUUCGUUCUGUUUUACAAGUGUUUUCAGUGUUAGUUGUGUGCUACUAUCAUGAGGACCCUUUUGGACCCAAAGGCCACCGACUGCGGUUGUUCUUCUAUGGAGUGUGUAAUGUUAUUUCUAUUACCUGUGCUUACACUUCUUUUGCAAUAGUACCCCCAAGUAAUGGGACUACUAUGUGGAGAGCUACCACCACUGUCUUCAGUGCCAUUUUAGCAUUUUUACUAGUAGAUGAGCGAAUGGCUUAUAUUGAUAUAAUCACAAUUAUAGGUAGCAUUGUUGGUGUUUGCUUAGUCAUGAUCCCCAACAUUGCUGAUGAAGAAAAUUCUGUCUUGAAUGCCUGGAAGGAAGCCUUUGGUUAUACCAUGACUGUUAUGGCAGGCUUAACUACAGCUCUCUCAAUGAUAGUAUACAGGUCCAUUAAAGAUAAUGUGAGCAUGUGGACAGCACUGUUUACUUUUGGUUGGACUGGAACAGUCUGGGGUGCCUCCACUAUGUUUUUUCUUCAAGAGCCAAUAAUUCCAUUGAAUGGAGAAAGCUGGAGCUAUCUCAUAGGAAUCUGUAUAUGCUCCACAGUGGCUUUUCUGGGUGUCUAUUAUGCUUUGAACAAAUUCCAUCCAGCCUUGGUCAGCACAGUGCAGCAUCUGGAGAUUGUGAUAGCCAUGAUCCUUCAGCUUCUUGUGUUACAUAUCUUCCCCAGCAUUUAUGAUAUGAUUGGUGGUGUAAUUAUCAUCAUUAGUGUCUUCUUCCUUGCAUGUUAUAAACUAUCAUGGAAGGACUUCAGAAAGCAAGAUUAUCAAGAAAUACUAGAUUCUUCUAUUAAAUGAAUAGAAAUUUGUUGUAUUCUGUUUACUGCCAUGUAGAAUUAAUCUGUGUUUAUGUAUGUCUUUUGUAUAGUGUUGUUGACAGUAUACUGCCAUUUCAUGUUCUAACAUAACAUCAGCCCUAGUAUAACUCAGUGGAGUGCCACCAGAAAUUUCUAUUCUAGAAGCUUUGUGUGAAAAAUGUCUUUAAAUGUGGAAGCUGUGAACAUUAGUAUUCUCAGGCAGUAUAGAGGAAGUGCCAAUAUUCAAUAUACAGAAUUCUGUCCUAGGAGUUCUCUGAUGGGAGUAUAAUAGACAUACUUGAGGGUGUUUUAAAUAAUAGAUUUUUUAUCCACCAGUGCGGAGCAGCCUGUUGCAGUAUUUAAGGCAAGGGAAAUAUGGCUAUGGAAAAAAAUAACAGCAAAAUGAGCCCCUUGAUUUCCUGGAAUAAAGAACCAUACUUAAACUAGAGAAUUCUUCAGAGUUUGUGCCUAUAUUAGAUGAUCUGGUGCAUGCAAGAAGCAUACAGAUCUCACCUGGCUUCUUGAUCUUCAGCUCUUCCUUUUAUCAGAGCUCACUAUUGCGGCCAAUGUUGAAUUACAGCUUGAGAAUUUUCUAUAGGUUCAUGUAUAAAGAACAUGCAAUUGCAGAUGGAUAUGGACUUCCAAAAGAGGAUUAUUGUUCAUAAGAAUUAUAUACUAUACUUGUUUUUAGUGUACAAUGUUUUAGAAAUAAGAAUUUCAAGGUGUGUGUACUUAUUAUGAUGAUUACAAUUAAUCUCUGAUAAAGUAAUCUAAUGUUAACUGUUAAAACACCAAGGCCUUGCCUAUAUUGUCUUCUUAAGAGUAAUCCGCAUGCUGUUUGUAGCAACUGCCAACAUCCCAAGCCCCAGUCACAUGCCCAGCAAGAAUUUGCAGGAAUAGGCAACAGAGCAGACACAAGACACAGAAUAAAUACUUAAUUUUAAAACACUAUAAAAAUAAAGGCUUUAACAGCCUACUUACAACAGCAAGAUCAUGGACCUGUCACACAGUCCUGGAAAGGUGAUGCAAAGCUUUGCAGCACCACCAAAAGUGUUAAUUUAAUUAUGGCAAAUAGCCAUUAUUAAGAGCCCAAAAAACCCACAACAACCAUUAGAUCCCAGAUGUGAAAGCCUUUGCGAAUAUACAGUAUCAAAUAGCCAUUAAAUUAAAGGACUUUAAAAGUG
This is a messenger RNA of Pogona vitticeps (central bearded dragon), 2683 nucleotides long. RefSeq names its product solute carrier family 35 member G2 (gene SLC35G2). Gene Ontology annotation, cellular component: plasma membrane. The record is from RefSeq and is a predicted model, not a curated record. Lineage: Eukaryota; Metazoa; Chordata; Lepidosauria; Squamata; Agamidae.